UGUCGAUUCGGUCUUCUGAACGCCAUAUUUGACGCCAUCAGACGCGUCUCUGUGGCCCCCGAGUUUAAUUUUAUAAAAUAAACAAAGUUCAGAUCCCUUUAUACCUUAAAUACUAUCAUCAUCAUGUCAAACAAUGCUGUAAAGACGGAAGUGAAGCCGGAAAAGAGGGAAACCAAUGGACCAGAGAAUUCUCAUCCUCAAAAUCAACACCAACAACACGGAGGCAGAGGAGGUGGCGGCGGUCCCCGUGGUGGAUUUAGAGGUGGAAGAGGAGGACCAGGUGGUCGGCCUGGACCUAAUCGGUUUCAAGGAUCUCCUGGAGGAAGGGGUCGACCUGAUCAGAACAACCAAGGAGAGCAUAUGGAGCAGGAUGGAGAAGGUGGCCAUGGCCCAGCGGGUCGAGGAGGAGGUAACUUCCGAGGUAGAGGUCGAGGUGGCUUUAGAGGAGGAGAUGACAGAGGCCCUCGUUCACAAGAUCAAUUUUUCCAGGACCGACUUACUGACAAAUUGUUGGGGAUUGGUGGACCAACAAAUGACCUUCCUCCGAGUUCAAAUGUGGAGAAAAAGUUUGCUGGUCGAGCCCGGCUGUACAUAGGAAAUGUUACAAACGACAUCACUGAUGAUGAUUUGAACGGACUGUUUGCAUCAUAUGGAGAAACAAACGAAUUGUUUGUCAACAGGGAAAAGAAUUUUGCUUUUAUUCGUAUGGACUACCGAUCAAAUGCUGAAAAGGCCAAAAGGGAACUCGACGGCUCUAUGCACAAGGGACGAGUAUUGAAAGUCAGAUUUGCUCCUUUGGGGGCAAGCGUGAAAGUGAAAAAUCUUACACCAUGGGUGUCAAAUGAGCUUCUAGAGAUGGCUUUUGCUGUUUUUGGAGAGGUUGAACGAGCUGUCGUCAUUGUUGAUGAGAGAGGAAACUCCAAGAGGGAGGGAAUUGUAGAGUUUGCACGCAAAAACAGUGCAUUGGCAGCUCUGCGAAAGUGUGCUGAAGGUUGCUACUUCCUGACAAGCUCCCUUCGACCUGUGGUUCUGGAGCCGUUUGAACCCAAUGACGAUGUCGACGGCUACCCCGAGAAGAAUUUGCCCAAGAAGAGCGCAGACUACUACAAAGCCAGGGAAGUAGGGCCAAGAAUGGCUAAUCCAGGUAGUUUUGAGUACGAGUACGGCACACGAUGGAAGCAGCUGCACGAACUGUACAAACAGAAGGAGGAGGCAUUGCUGCGAGAAAUGAAACUUGACGAGGAGAAACUUGAGGCUCAGAUGGAGUACGCCAGAUACGAACAAGAGACUGAACUUCUCAGGGAACAGCUGCGUCAGCGUGAGUUGGACCGAGAGCGCCAGAAGCGUGAGUGGGAAAUGAAGGAACGCCAGGCUGAGGAGCAGCGCCGAGCCGACGAGGAGCUGAUGCGGCGCCAGUCAGAGGAGAUGUCCAUCCGAAUGCUACACCAGGAAGACGAACUACGCAGACGCCAACAGGAAAACAACUUGUUUAUGCAGGAACAAAGAGCUCCGACAGGAUAUGAUUCCGGGGCUCAGGGUUCUGAUCCACGGGAAUAUGAAACUCACGGAGGAGCCGCUGCUUUGCCAACGGACCCGAAGACAUUCAUGGAUUCGUAUGAACGAGGUGGUCGCGGCUUCGAAGGUGGCCGAGAUAUGAGGCCAAUGGAUGAUGCAGCCCGUGGAAGACCAGAUGCUGCCGGGCCACGUAGCAGAUGGGGACAAGCUGGUGAGCGUCGUCCGCAACCCCAGGACGACUAUCCCAACAAGAGACGACGGUUCUAAACUAUUCCUGCAUAGCCUAAAUAUAUUAUUCUGUGGUUUCACGUCUGCCGUGUUUUUAUCAUAAGACGACAAAUUAAAUGGAAAUAUAGUAAUUAAUUUAACUUUGUAUACAGUUUUUUUUAUGUAAUUUGUCAUUACAUAUCGAUUUGGUUGACGACAGAAGAGUUUUAUUUUUACUAUGAUUUUAUGUAUUAAUUGCAUUUUCAUGCUAACUAAAUGUUCUAUUUAUCUUGAUUUUAUGUAAGGUGUAGUAUUUAGUGACUUGAAUGUGAGUUAUGUGGACUAAUUAAAUGUUGCUUAGUUCUGUCCAACUA
Molecule: messenger RNA, 2096 nt
Organism: Macrosteles quadrilineatus (aster leafhopper)
Lineage: Eukaryota; Metazoa; Arthropoda; Insecta; Hemiptera; Cicadellidae
Product: hrp65 protein-like
Exons: 10
Coding region: 124-1782 (552 amino acids)
Biological process (GO): regulation of DNA-templated transcription
Cellular component (GO): nucleus
Molecular function (GO): RNA binding
Source: RefSeq, a predicted model, not a curated record